This is a messenger RNA of Chilo suppressalis (striped riceborer), 1030 nucleotides long. NCBI's taxonomy places the organism in Eukaryota, Metazoa, Arthropoda, Insecta, Lepidoptera, Crambidae. The record is from the annotation of a GenBank genome assembly.
GCAACCCUGCUACAUAUAAAUGGAAUAUUCAGAUCUCACGCUAACAGUAGCAGUUUGUGUACAACGAGAGCAGUUGGUUGUGACUGAACCCGAAGCUGAGAUGAAGCACCUGUUGUGUCUACUUGCCAUAUAUUUGGCACUUAGUAGCGCCCGCCCCGUAGACCAGAGCACAGAUAGCGCGAACAUAGUUCCCACUGUCAGUGGUAUUGUCCCACCGGUGGGCACCGUCGUCCCAACAGUGGGCACCGCUACGUUCCCCUUCGCGCCGCCUACGCCUUUCGCGCCGGGACUGACGAACCCGUAUUACAAGUACAACCCUGCUGCGCCGGGACCAGCUGUACCCAUACUCUCAUAUUCCAACGAACACCGCGGCGAUGGUACCUAUUCGUACAGCUUCUCAACUGCUGAUGGCAAGCAAGCGCAAGAAGCUGGAUUUCUGAAAGAUGCCUACAUUGACAACAAUGGCGAACCUCAAGGCACACAGGUCGUACAGGGCAGUUACGCUUAUAUUUCUCCCGAAGGAACCCCGAUACAAGUUUCUUAUGUUGCUGAUGAGAAUGGUUUCCGUCCAUCAGGUGUGCACAUUUCAGCCGAUGGCAAAGCGCUACCUCUGUUACCCGCCAUAGAUGGAAGGAACAUCAGCAUUUUCGACCCUGAAUACAACAGAUACAACCGCUUUGGAGCGUACAAUCGUCCAUUCGACCCUAAGUAUCCCUAUGACCCCAGGUACCCAUACGAUCCACGACGUCCUUACGACGCAAAGUACCCGUUCGACUACAGACGCCCCUAUGACGCGAGAUAUCAAUAUGACCCCAGGCGCCCGUAUGACGCAGGAUACAAUCCAAUUUACAACAGAUACAAUCAGUUCCAACCCACCCUUCUCAACAAUGCCGAUAAAGACGAUUUAAAAAAGGAAUGAGCGGUGAAUGUCAAUUGUUUUUAUGCACUAAAGAGAUUAUGCUUUGUCUCGUAUAUAAAUAUUAUUAAGCAGCAGUAGAAAGUGUAUAAAAAUAAUAAAUCAACUACGAAC